AUGAAGUUAAAAGAUGAAGAAGAAGGCGCUCAAAGUGAGCUGUUACGACACGAUCACAACAUAGCAGAAACUGAAGUUAACCUUCCAAAAAAUUUGUACCCUGGGCGCCUAGCUUUUCUUUUUAGAAAUAAGGUGUUUCGAAGAGUUUUUUUCGGGGGAAUUAUUCUAAUCACUCUACUGUCGAUACUGGUUGUACUUCUGGGGAUUUCAGUGGCUCUCAUUCCAAUAGUUUUCAUUGGAUUAUUGAUUUUAUCCCUGAUUCCACCUGCGUUUCGGCCUCCUUCCUUAUCACAGACAGCCAAAUUGGAAUUUCUGAAAGAAGUGGCAAUUCAACGCCCUGCUUUAUCAGUAGAUGCAUGGGAUGUCGUUGCUGCUCAUAUGAAUGAGUAUCUGUUCACCAAAGGUGUAACAUCCAAGCCUGAUUACUACUUUGAUGGUGAUGAUUGUCAUGGUCACUUCAGGCAACUGUUCAUGAAUACCUUCACUCGUAUAGACCCCAUUGAUAAUAGCACCGCACAUCAGAAUCAUGAAAAUGCCACUGAAAGUUCUCAACAGAAGCCCAGGACCCGUUAUGACAGUAAUGCAGAGAUUCGCCCGAUCAUUGAUGAAGCAGUUAAACUCCAUGAGGAGAGUAUAAAGCAAUACUGGAAAGAGCAAAUCCAAACAACUUCUUCGCAGCACCCUGAGGACCCACUUGCACCUUAA
Molecule: messenger RNA, 705 nt
Organism: Lachancea fermentati
Lineage: Eukaryota; Fungi; Ascomycota; Saccharomycetes; Saccharomycetales; Saccharomycetaceae
Source: the annotation of a GenBank genome assembly